AUGACCACAGGCAUGCCUGCACAUCAGAUGGCUCAGGUCUCUGCACCUUAUAUCCCAGCUCGGGAUUCCAUGGACCGUCACGAUUACGGCAUCACAAAAAGCCGCAAGGCUUCGUCGACUGGCGGAGGACGUGCUUGGAGCGACGAGGAGGAGUCAUAUCUCAUCCAAACUCGACUCCAGAAGAUGCCAUAUAAGUACAUCGCAGCCCACCUCAAGAAGACAGAAUUGGCCUGCCGUCUUCACUACCACCAACUCUCACAUGGCAGCAACCGACGCAACAAGCGUGCUGCUUCCGUCUCAUCAGGGGCUUCUAUGGAAAUCACUCACGCUCACCUCAUCAACAUCCCCAGCCCGGCACGCGAGACUGUCUCGCGCUCAGUCUCGCCCGGUGCAAGUGUACGAAGCUACAGCCCUCCUCCCUGCAACAUGAGCAACCAUGCCAGUCACAUCCAACUUCCCAGCAUUGUUGGACCCAGCGACGUGGCCCGUCUACCAUCCAUCCUCCCAAAGCCAUCCCGCAUGUCUCUCCCUCCUCCUGUGACCAACCACUCAUAUAGCAAGUCAGUCGAUGUGUCAGUUCAGAUGCCUCCUGCUUUCCACCGAGCAGCUUCGCAUCAGCGAACAACACCACCGCUGCGUCUUGACUGCUCGGUUGACCCCGCACCUGUGCCUUCUCCUCCCGCCCACAACGCCUCACAUGUGGAUCUUUCACGCCUUCACUCCAUCUACUCUACUCACCGCGCCUCAUUCUGGACAACCAUUGCCAACGAGUAUGGUCCUUCAGUAUCUCCCACUGUUCUCGAGCAGGCCUGGAAGACAGGCACUUGCUGCAGUCCCUCUUCUCUGACACCCAUCACCCCCAUCUCUAGCCCGGGCCAGGCUGAGAAGGAUGCGCACAGCCAAAGCUACCACAAGGGACAGGACAAGACACGGAUCUCUUCAAUCCUUGGUAUUGAUGCUGACCCAAGAACUGCUCGCGAUCGGGAUAUCGUGAGACGGCUGGAAGAGGAGCGAUUCGGUAUGAUGCAAACCGCUCACUGA
This is a messenger RNA of Fusarium sp. VM40, 1041 nucleotides long. The record is from the annotation of a GenBank genome assembly. NCBI's taxonomy places the organism in Eukaryota, Fungi, Ascomycota, Sordariomycetes, Hypocreales, Nectriaceae.